GAGCUUUGCCUUCAAUCUGCGUCGAAGCGUCGCAGCAAACAGAAGCACGAAAAGUGUAGCGUAAAGACGGCAAAAUGUGUUAAUCAAAAGAAAAUGACAAGGGAACUAGAAAUAGUUAAAGGAGAAAAGUAAAGAAAAAUUUGCAGAAAUUCGCAUGCAAAAGUGGAAAAUUAUUGUUUAAAUAAGCAUUCGCCGCGUGUGACCACAAAUCUCAAUAGCCUGAAUCCAAAGUGUUCGCAAUGGCUGCUAUACAAUCUUCCGGCAGUCGACCCCGCGAGCGUCUUCUCUACGCCUUUCGUGGUUGGAUUGCGUUCGUCGCAUUUAUGGAUCUCGGAACAGCGUUCCGGAGCUACAUCGAGCGUCGUAGUUUCCUUGGCGAUCACAGCGAUACGCAGUUCAUUGAAGGUGAUUAUACCAUAUCACGCAUAAUUGGCAUGUACUGUCUUCUAAAGGCAAUCGCCCUGGUGCAUUGUACACUCUACAUACACUACAGACCUGUUGUCAGCAUGGGUGGUUGUUCCUUAGCUCUCACUAUGGUCUUCUAUGCUACUGAAGCACUCUACUUUCGUUCAAGUACUUUGAACUUCUACGUUAUCUUCCCAUGCGUUUUGAACACAAUAACUCUACUGGGCUUGAUCUAUAUACCGAAAAGACUUCGCCUCUGGGAACCCAAUAUGGACCUGGAUGACGAGAACUCUCAAUUAUUAAAGUCGAUGACGGGCUUUAAAAGGCGUCGUACGAAAAAGCAAUAAUUUAAGGUUUAAAUGAAUACAUCGAAGCAAUUGAAAAACAUUAACAUUUUGUAUGAGGAGAUUGAGACACAUAAAUCAGAUGUUGAAACGCAUAUUAAUCCAUUAUGGACUGCAGUGAUGUGAUUACAACCAUCAAAAAAAACCUUAAUUUAUUUACAUAGCAAUACUAACCGAAGCCAAAUUAGUGAUUUUUUAUAAAAUUUAGAAAAAAGAAGAAAUGCAAGCAAAGCUCUUCAUAAAUACGUCAAUUUCUGACAUAAUCACUUAAUAACAUUUUGUACUUCCUUUUAGAAAUCAAACAUACAUAUAUAAUUAUAAUCAAAUAGAGUUAAUUACACUUUUAAAAUAUAAAGAAAAAGAAAAAAAAGGUAACAAAAAGAAGAACGCAAGUUAAGCAAAUUUAGUAUUCGACUUAAAAGAAAUGGCUUUAAAUUUA
Drosophila innubila is the source of this 1188-nucleotide messenger RNA. RefSeq lists its product as uncharacterized. The coding region runs from base 240 to 752 and encodes 170 amino acids. Gene Ontology annotation, molecular function: protein-macromolecule adaptor activity. The transcript has 5 exons. NCBI's taxonomy places the organism in Eukaryota, Metazoa, Arthropoda, Insecta, Diptera, Drosophilidae. The record is from RefSeq and is a predicted model, not a curated record. Gene Ontology annotation, cellular component: endoplasmic reticulum; membrane.